Messenger RNA from Nerophis ophidion (straightnose pipefish), 1613 nucleotides. It is a transcript of the gene rxfp3, whose product is annotated as relaxin family peptide receptor 3. Bases 19 to 1182 code for a protein of 387 amino acids. Gene Ontology annotation, cellular component: membrane. Gene Ontology annotation, molecular function: G protein-coupled receptor activity. The transcript has a single exon. Lineage: Eukaryota; Metazoa; Chordata; Actinopteri; Syngnathiformes; Syngnathidae. Gene Ontology annotation, biological process: immune response; G protein-coupled receptor signaling pathway. The record is from RefSeq and is a predicted model, not a curated record.
UUAAAAGACAGAAGAAGGAUGUCAGAGGGGCGGAGGAGCGAGGAAGGCUUCUCCACCUUCAACGUGAGCUCCGUCAACGCCACGGACUGCGACCCUCUCCACUCCGCCAACCGGACCGAGCCGGGCGCGGACGGCGCGGCGGCGGUGCGCGUCGUCGUCUCGGUGGUGUACUCGCUGGUGUGCGCGCUGGGUCUGGUGGGCAACGUGCUGGUGCUCUACCUGAUGAAGAGCAAACACGCCUGGAAAAAGUCCUCCAUCAACCUCUUCGUCACCAGCCUGGCCGUGACGGACUUCCAGUUCGUGCUGACGCUGCCCUUCUGGGCGGUGGAGAACGCGCUGGACUUCACCUGGCCGUUCGGGCGCGCCAUGUGCAAGGCGGUGUCGUUCGUGACGGCCAUGAACAUGUACGCCAGCGUCUUCUUCCUCACUGCCAUGAGCGUGGCGCGCUACAGCUCGCUGGCGUCCGCGCUGAAGGGCCGGCGGCGGCGGAGGCUGCGGUGCUCAGCGCGCUGCGUGGCCGCCUCCAUUUGGGUGGCGGCCGCCUGCGCCGCGCUGCCCCACGCCGUCUUCUCCACCACCGUCACCGUCUCCGGCGAGGAGGACCUGUGCCUGGUGAGGUUCCCCGGCAGCGACGGCAGCGCGCAGCUGUGGUUGGGGCUCUACCACGCCCAGAAGGUGCUGCUGGGCUUCCUGGCCCCGCUGGCCAUCAUCUCGGCCUGCUACCUGCUGCUGCUGCGCUUCAUCACCUCCAAGAACACCAACACGUCCAGCGCCAAGCGACGCGCCAAAGUCACCAAGUCGGUCACCAUCGUGGUGCUCUCCUUCUUCCUCUGCUGGCUGCCCAACCAGGCCCUCACCGCCUGGGGGAUCCUCAUCAAACUCAACGUGGUGCACUUCACCUACGAGUACUACACCACGCAGGUCUACGUCUUUCCCGUGUCGGUGUGCCUGGCGCACUCCAACAGCUGCCUCAACCCGGUGCUCUACUGCCUGAUGAGGCGGGAGUUCCGCAAGGCGCUCAGGAAGCUGUUCUGGAGGAUGACCUCGCCCGCCGUGACCACCAUCAGACCGUUCACCGGCAGCACCAAGCCCGGGGCCGAGGAGCGGGGACAAGGCUUGGUGCCUCUGGAUUGCCCCAGGGAGCCAGCGGUGGUCUUCUACCCUCCUGGGGCGGCCAUGUAGAUCCACGGUGACUUACAUCAGGGCUGUCAAACUCAUUUUAGCUCAGGGGCCGUAUGUAGGAAAAUGUACUCCCGAGGGGGCCAUAAUGGUCAAAUCAUGGCACGAAAACUUAAAGACCUACCGAGAUGAGAUUUUCUUAUUUAAACGGCCAUUCUAUGUGUCAUACUUGAUCAUUUUGCGAUAUUGCCAUAUAUUUGCUGAACGGAUUUAGUAGAGAACAUCGACGAUAAAGUUCGCAACUUUUGGUCGCUAAUAGCCUUGCCUCUACCGGAAGUAUGUGCGCGUGACGUCACGAGUUGCAGGGCUACACACAUAUUCACAUUGUUUAUAAUGGGAGCCACCAAGCAAUAAGAGCAAUUCGGACCGAGAAAGCGAGAAUUUCCCCAUUAAUUUGAGCGAGUAUGAAAGAUUUGUGAAUUAGGAUAUUGAUA